CCAUAAUAAGAGGAAAUGCAAUCAUUUUUUUUGCUCUCCUGGCAGUCAAUGUAGAAAGCUUUACCAUGCCCGUAAGUGUGGCUGAUGAAUGCCUGGCCAAAAACAACGUCACCAGAGAAGACUUUCUAUUGAGAAUAGAUCAAUCACUGGCUGAAACCCAUGAGGAAAACAUUGAAAUAAAUUAUAUGUGCUUUGUGCACUGCAUGGCCACCGAAUUGAACGUUCUUGAUGCCAAUGGACGCAUCGAUAUCGAGCUGCUGCAAAUCGUUGAAAACUUAAGGGAUACGAAUAUUGAGGUCGUUGAGGAGUGUAAUCGUGUUAAUAACUCGGUGGAAGACCUGUGCAUUUAUGCCUUUGAAAUGUUACUGUGUCUGAUCAAAAACAUCGACAAUACCCAAUAUAUUAACAUAGCACCGGAAAGAGCCGACUACUAAUGUGAUUUAUUUCAUUAAUUUUUGUUGUUAAACAGCUAUCAUAAA
Molecule: messenger RNA, 479 nt
Organism: Drosophila grimshawi
Lineage: Eukaryota; Metazoa; Arthropoda; Insecta; Diptera; Drosophilidae
Gene: Obp57c
Product: general odorant-binding protein 57c
Exons: 2
Coding region: 66-434 (122 amino acids)
Molecular function (GO): odorant binding
Source: RefSeq, a predicted model, not a curated record